Messenger RNA from Apiotrichum porosum, 843 nucleotides. RefSeq lists its product as uncharacterized. The record is from RefSeq and is a predicted model, not a curated record. The transcript has 4 exons. Lineage: Eukaryota; Fungi; Basidiomycota; Tremellomycetes; Trichosporonales; Trichosporonaceae. Bases 1 to 843 code for a protein of 280 amino acids.
AUGCCCCCCAACAAGAGUGACAGCGACUUGGACUACGACGACGACAAGUCGGCGCCGGUCGAGGUGCCCAAGAAGUGCAAGGCGACCGGCGCGGACGAGGACAAUGGCGAGAGCGGUGGAGAGGACGUCGAGCUUCUCACAGCGGAAGAGAUGGCGACGGCCAACAUCAACUACAACAACACCCUCGAGUACUGCAGCUUCCUGACCGGAGUUGUCAACGAAAUGCUCGUCAAGAGCGGACGUCCCGCAUGGGACGGCAUCGUGCCCCCGCGCGAUCAGUACCACGAGUACAUCAAGAAGUACCGCCUCGGCGGUGGCGCCCCCUCUGCGGGUCCCAGCGCACCCAAGACGCCGCCCUCUCCCCCCACUGCGCCCCACGCGAGCGACUCUCAUCCCGACGGCGGCGACGUCUCGGUCUAUGACCCGAAGCCAAGCCGCGCCUAUGAAGAGGUCAACGCUCGUAUCACCCAGUGCUGCGGCGUUACCGACGACUCGUCUGAUGCCUGUUUCCGUUUCUCCCUCUUCGUCUGCGCCGAGCUCCACACUGCCCAUACCCAUUGCCCAUUUGAAGGCGAGCACGACCUCGACGACCAGCACGACCUCGACGACGACACGGGAGAGGCCUACAUGAUCGAAAAGGCGUGGGACGUCGUCGAAAACAUCUGGAAGGACGCUGGUCUCUCAACCGAAAUUUCCGAAUCCAAGGCCCAGCAGCUCGCCCUCGACCUCGUCGUCGCUUCCGCUGUCGCCUGCCACCGCAGCGGUAUGAAGAUUGUCGCCGAGAACCUGGUCGACGCGGUGGGCGUGAUGAUCAAGAAGGCAGGCAAGGAGGCCGCUCCUUAA